GAUUUCACUGUCCUAGUCACUCGUCUGAUCGAUAGCAACCUUCUGUUUCAACUCCCUUCGGUUAUUAUUUCGUUCCUCUAUUUCUGCCUCUGCACUGCACUUCAACUGUAAGUUGCUUUCACUGUUUUAUCUGGCCUGAACUCUGAGGAUUUCAGUGAUUUGUGUUCCAACCUAGUUAAUUUGGAAGACUCCUUCGAUCAGCGAUCAACAAUGGAAAGCCCCGACACGAAAAAGGCGCCAAAUCUCGAAGACAGUGGCUGUGUAGUCGAUGGAUUACGAAGCGCCCUAUGCGAUGGUGAUGUGGAGGAUGAAAAUUCAAUGAUGCUUGAUCAUUUGGAGAUGUCUGGUAUCAACGAGUCCAAGUCCAGUUUAAAGGAUGACAGUCCUGUUCAGGAGAAGAGGGGCUUCCAUGUUCUCAUAGCCAUAUGGGAGGAGUCCCCAGAAAGGAACAAGCUCCACGAGCUUUGGGAAAAGCAUGGCAUGUCCAUCGUCCUUGUGUGCUUAACAGUAACAUUGCUAACAUACAGCAUUGUAGCCAUUGCUAUUAGUGGAUUUGACAAGGCAAAGUGGCUAUUUGCUAUCACCAUGUUCCUGUGGUUUUGCAUGACCUACAUGUUUAUUCGUAAUCACUGUGGAGGUGAAAUCUAUCGAGUGGUUUUGCAGCCCAUCAUUAAUGGAGUAAAUAGUAAAUGGAAAUAUCUCAAGUGGGUUGUGCUUGUUCUUGUCUUGGUGGCUUUAGGAGUAUUCUUUGGACUGGACACAGCCAAACAACCAGAGCGUUUCAUUUCCCUUGCUGGAUUGUUUGCAAAUAUCCUCUUCUGCUGGAUCUUUUCCAAACACCGCAGAAAGGUUAAAUGGCGCCCUGUCAUAUGGGGUCUUGGUUUACAGUUUGUUUUCGGUCUUCUUAUUUUACGGACUUCAAUUGGUUUCCAAGCUUUUAAGGGACUUGGUGAUCAGGUGUCUGCAUUUCUUGAGUACACCAGUGCAGGAGCAUCCUUUGUAUUUGGAGAAAAUUACACUGAGCAUUUCUUUGCUUUCAAGGUUCUCCCAAUCAUCAUUUUCUUCAGUUCGGUCAUCUCCCUCUGUUACUAUGUUGGUAUCAUGCAGCUGAUAAUUAAGAAGAUUGCAUGGCUCAUGCAGAUUACCAUGAAGACAAGUGGUGUGGAGAGUUUAAAUGCUGCUGGCAACAUCUUCAUUGGACAGACUGAAGCACCACUCAUGGUAAGACCAUUCCUUGAGCAUGUGACAAUGUCAGAACUUCAUGCAAUUAUGACUGGAGGAUUUGCCACCAUUGCUGGGAGUGUGUUAGCAGCAUACAUUGAGUUUGGUAUUCGCUCAGAGAUUAUAACCACAUAUGCGUUAUGUGGCUUUGCCAACUUCAGCUCGAUCGGUAUUCAAAUUGGAGGAAUGGCUCCUCUUGCACCAUCACGAAGACAAGACAUGGCCACUGUUGCAUUUCGUGCACUGGUUGCAGGUACAAUUGCCUGCUUCAUGACUGCUUGCAUUGCAGGUGUUCUUUAUGACGAGGCUUUGUACGACACUGUCAUAGAUCUGGGAACUAGCGGCAAUUCUACCGGCUAAUCAUAAAGUCAUCUGCGCAGCGAAAUUCGUGUAAAUAACAGAGUAAAUAGCACACUAAGGAAGGGGAAGGGUAGAAUUUUGUUCCAAUGCUUGUCCUAGACCUUUCAGUUAAUUAAAGUUAACGAUUCAAGUUUUGAGACUCUAGCAUUAGCAAUGACUUAACAUGAAGGCAAUUUAUAACCAUACCGGCAACGCUAAGUAGGGAAAUGAUUACAAAGAGGUAUUGUCCUCAACCUAAAACAAACUUUCCAACUGCCCAACGACAUGGGCAAACUUAAUUUCGUGCGAAGUUAAGUUCAAUAUCGAUUCGCGUGUAUUUUUAUUAAUCGUUUUUAGAUGUAUUUUUUGAGAACACUAAGUAUAUCUGAGUGGUAUGUGCUGAAGUUAUGCCAAAUCGACUCUUUCACCUCUAAAACAACAUUUAUUUGGUCCUGUCAUGCAAUCUUUCCUAUCUUAUGAGGACAAUGCGCGAUGAGGGAUAAGAUCUGCAUAGAGCGUAAACGUGCUAUUGUUUAUGUAACCUGGUAAAUGGUGGUUUACGUCCCUGUACUCUGAGCUGAAGCUAAGCACCAUUUCUCUGAGGGCUUUUCUGAAGCACGUUCCCAUUUAAAGUAGAAAUUCAAGGUUUGUUAAGAGUGAAUACGAAUUUUAUUUGAAAUAAGAUUAUUUAAGGGUAAUCUUUGUAAAUAGAAAGUGUACACAACUAGAAAAGAAGAACCCUUGUUAUACACGGGGUAAUGACUCCUUCCCUCGGAAGGUUACUUGGCAAAAGGUUUUCCUUUUUUUGCUCACACGGGCUUGAGACUGAAGGAAAUUAGAUCAAUAAAUCUAUUUACAUGUUAUAGUUGGAUUAAAAACUCCUGGGAAACCAGCUUCUCUUAAAACAACAACAACAACAACACAAGAUGAUAUUUUUCAACUGUAUAUGUUUAUCUAAAUCAUUGUUGAUUAACUUAUUUUUUCUUAUGAAAAGUUAAAACUAGUCAACAUUUUAUCAAUGUACUAUGAUAGUUUUAAAAAAGUGUCUUGGAGAAUAACGUUUAAUGAAGAGAACUUGUUAUAAAAUGAAACAUUGCUUAUUUCUGGUUAAUAAUUAAAGGUUGGAAUAAAACUUGCUUUAUUGUAUA
Molecule: messenger RNA, 2708 nt
Organism: Orbicella faveolata
Lineage: Eukaryota; Metazoa; Cnidaria; Anthozoa; Scleractinia; Merulinidae
Product: solute carrier family 28 member 3-like
Biological process (GO): nucleoside transmembrane transport
Cellular component (GO): plasma membrane
Molecular function (GO): nucleoside:sodium symporter activity
Source: RefSeq, a predicted model, not a curated record